CCAAAAUCUAACCCAACACCAAAAAUAAAAAUUAAAAACAAAAAACCAGAACAAGAGAUAACCGAAUAAACCCACAAAACAACACAAAGCAGCACAAGAAGGUGUUCCAUUUUCAACACUCAUCAGAUCCCAGUCAUCAAUUGCGUUAACAACUCGUAAGGCAACCAUGAGGGGCAUUCUUUCUGUAAGGACAGCCUUGGUUCAACAUCGUAGUGAGAAAUUGGGCCUUGGUUUCAGGCUAUUUAGCACUCAGGGUGCUUCCACUGCUAGUACCCCACAGCCGCCGCCACCACCUCCACCACCAGAGAAAACCCAUUUUGGUGGCCUUAAGGAUGAGGACAGGAUAUUUACUAACUUAUAUGGGCUGCAUGAUCCUUUUCUCAAAGGUGCCAUGAAACGAGGGGAUUGGCAUCGAACGAAAGAUUUGGUACUUAAGGGUACUGAUUGGAUUGUGAGUGAAAUGAAGAAGUCUGGCCUCCGUGGGCGUGGCGGUGCUGGUUUCCCUUCGGGCCUCAAAUGGUCAUUCAUGCCAAAAGUAUCCGAUGGCCGCCCUUCAUAUCUUGUUGUUAAUGCUGAUGAAAGUGAACCUGGAACUUGCAAAGACAGGGAAAUUAUGCGGCAUGACCCACAUAAAUUGUUAGAAGGUUGCUUGAUUGCUGGAGUAGGAAUGAGGGCUAGUGCUGCUUACAUCUACAUCAGGGGUGAAUAUGUGAACGAACGUAAGAAUCUCGAAAAGGCUAGGCAAGAGGCUUAUGCAGCUGGUUUGUUGGGUAAGAAUGCUUGUGGAUCAGGCUAUGAUUUUGAUGUUCAUAUCCACUACGGUGCUGGAGCUUAUAUUUGUGGUGAGGAAACAGCCCUCUUGGAGAGUCUUGAAGGGAAACAAGGUAAACCAAGAUUGAAGCCGCCCUUCCCAGCCAAUGCUGGGUUGUAUGGAUGUCCUACCACUGUCACAAAUGUGGAAACUGUUGCUGUUUCUCCAACCAUUCUAAGGCGUGGGCCUGAAUGGUUUGCCAGUUUUGGUAGGAAGAACAAUGCUGGGACAAAGUUGUUUUGUGUGUCGGGGCAUGUGAACAAGCCUUGCACUGUUGAGGAGGAAAUGAGUAUUCCACUGAAGGAGUUGAUAGAGAGGCACUGUGGAGGUAUUCGAGGAGGAUGGGAUAAUUUACUUGCAGUGAUUCCGGGAGGAUCAUCUGUUCCUCUGAUUCCAAAGCAUGUAUGUGAUGAUAUCUUUAUGGAUUAUGAUGCAUUAAAGGCUGUUGGGACAGGGUUGGGGACUGCAGCUGUAAUUGUAAUGGAUAAAUCUACGGAUGUUGUGGAUGCUAUUGCAAGGCUUUCCUACUUCUACAAGCACGAAAGUUGUGGGCAGUGCACACCAUGCAGGGAGGGAACUGGUUGGCUUUGGACAAUCAUGGAAAGAAUGAAAGUUGGGAAUGCCAAGCUAGAAGAAAUUGAUAUGCUUCAGGAGUUGACUAAACAAAUUGAAGGGCAUACAAUUUGUGCCUUGGGUGAUGCUGCUGCAUGGCCAGUGCAGGGUCUUAUCAAGCAUUUCAGGCCUGAGCUUGAGAGAAGGAUUAGAGAACAUGCAGAAAGGGAGCUGCUGCAGGCCACUGGUUAGGCUUUCACUAAGGGGUGUGAUUGUACUGCUGGAUAGCAAGAGUGAGAAUAAGACAGUGCCAGUCAUUUUGGAAAGAUAGGUGGCUCAGGUUACUGUAGCUUUAUUGCUACUUCUAUUUUCUUUUAUGCUGUAGCAAUUAUGGCUGGAUCAUACCUGGGAAACCAUUUGGGCGAGUUUAAACUGUACCUGCUUGUCAUUUGGCACAUUUUCAUGUAAUUUGUUAAUAAUAUCUGUAUACUGUUAUUAGUUUUGAAACACAAUUCAUGAUUAUGCAUGUUAUCAGUGAAUAUGAUGAGGGAUGAUGUCCACUGGAUAACCUAACUUAUUUGUGAUUGAGUUAUUCAUUUGGAAUAACUUUUUAGAAGAACAUGUUAUUGUUCAACAACGUCCUCAACUUGCUUGUAUGAAGUCUGUUGAUCCAUGCAUGGACUAAAACAUGUCCAUACAUGAUUUUCAGCUAGUUAUAAUCCUGGUACCAAGGUCGUUUGCAUAUUUCUUUUGCCAUGCAAGAGACAUAUUUGCCUUUCAAGGAAUUUUCUUGAGUGUUUCCAA
Molecule: messenger RNA, 2167 nt
Organism: Glycine soja
Lineage: Eukaryota; Viridiplantae; Streptophyta; Magnoliopsida; Fabales; Fabaceae
Product: NADH dehydrogenase [ubiquinone] flavoprotein 1, mitochondrial-like
Exons: 3
Coding region: 167-1615 (482 amino acids)
Biological process (GO): mitochondrial electron transport, NADH to ubiquinone
Molecular function (GO): 4 iron, 4 sulfur cluster binding; NADH dehydrogenase (ubiquinone) activity; FMN binding
Source: RefSeq, a predicted model, not a curated record